AUGGACGGGCUUCGGGUGAAGAUGUCCAGUCUAACUCCUUAUGCAAAGAAGCACAAGGUCACUGUGAUCGGUUCCGGAAAUUGGGGAUCGACUAUCGCCAAACUUGUCGGUGAAAACACACUGGAACACCCGGAGCUAUUCGAACGGGAGGUGCAGAUGUGGGUUUAUGAAGAGGAGGUUGAAUUGGACAAGAAAUCAAAACACUACGACGAGGCCUCUGAGUUCAGUAAAGGAAAACAGAAACUCUCCACUCUCAUCAACGCCUUCCACGAGAAUGUUAAAUACCUUCCUGGGAUUCCUUUGCCUCCCAAUGUCGUCGCCAAUCCUAGCCUGGUCGACUCGGUCAAGAACUCUACCAUUCUGAUUUUCAAUCUUCCCCACCAAUUUAUUCUCAAUCUAUGCAAGCAACUCCGUGGCCAUAUCCUCCCGUUCGCUCGAGGCAUCUCGUGCAUCAAAGGUGUCAAUGUUCACGAGUCCUCCAUCAGCUUGUUUUCCGAGACUAUUGGGGAGGAAUUGGGAAUAUACUGUGGUGCCUUGUCUGGAGCAAAUAUCGCCAGCGAAGUGGCUCAAGAGAAGUUUAGCGAAACUACAGUGGCAUACGAUCCACCGUUGAUGGACUCGCAAUCACCUACGCCCGCCACAUCUCAAGGCCCGAGCCCAGCUUCGAGCCAUGUUGACUUGACAAAACUGGUACACAAGGAUGUCUCUGGCAAGCCAUCGAAGGUCCAGCUCAAACCGCUUCCCGCCGAAUAUCACUCCAUCGACCACGAUACGUUGAAGAAACUGUUUCACCGUCGAUACUUCCACGUGCGAGUAGUCUCUGAUGUGGCCGGGGUAUCACUGGGUGGUGCUUUGAAGAACGUUGUGGCGGUUGCUGCUGGCUGGGUUGACGGUUUGGGCUGGGGCGACAAUGCCAAGGCUGCAGUAAUGCGAAUUGGCCUCCUGGAAAUGAGAGAAUUCGGAAACAGAUUCUUCCCUCACACCAUUCAAUCUGACACUUUUACGGUUGAGUCGGCGGGCGUUGCAGAUUUGAUCACCUCCUGUUCGGGUGGCCGCAACUUUCGGUGUGCCAAAAUGAGUAUACAAGAGGGUAAAUCGAUCGAGGAGAUCCAAGAAAGAGAACUCAACGGCCAGAAGCUGCAGGGAGCUUUGACAGCCCAUGAAGUAAACAAAUUCCUCAAGUACAAGGGAAUAGAGAAGGACUUUCCUCUACUCACCGCUGUGUACAACAUCCUGGAAGGCAAAGAGAAGGCCGAACAUCUCCCGGAUUUGAUCGAACCAGAAGACGAGUCUAUACCUCAGCCCAAGGCCGAUCCUCCUCCGCCUCCACUUAUCGCCCACGCUGCCGGGUCAUCGGACUUAGACAUGUCGAAUCCCAGAGUCCUCGUCACAGAAACACGAUCAGAAGAUGGACGUUACGAAGACCAAAUCCGCUCUGCAACGUCGGAGGUGGAACCUCGUUCGUCUUUAUCUGCUCUUCUCCCUGCGCCACCUCUUGCUUCCGGAAGAUAUAACCGCCAAAUGCUAGUCCCUCAAGUUCGACUCCGAGGUCAAGGGUCUCUGCUAGCCUCCAAAGUCCUUAUAAUUGGACUAGGCGGCCUCGGUUCACCCGCGUCAUUGUACCUUGCAGGGGCGGGAAUCGGUACAUUGGGCCUUAUGGACGGCGACGCUGUGGAAAUCAGCAAUCUCCACCGUCAAAUUGUCCACACGGAAUUUGCUGCACGCCUGGGUCAAAGUAAAGUCCAAUCCGCCGCCACGAGAUGUCGGGAGCUGAACCCGGAGAUCGUGUAUGUCUGCCAUGAAGAAUCGGCCAGCGCAAGAAAUAUCCUGGACAUCGUGUCACAAUAUGACCUUGUGCUCGACUGUACCGAUAAUCCUGCAACGCGCUAUUUGAUCUCUGACGCCUGCGUGGUCUCGGGAAAAGUGCUGGUUAGUGGUGCCGCGCAGAGAGGCGAUGGCAUGCUGAUUGUCCUCAAUAACCCACCCACUUCUUAUGAGGGGGACGAAAAGGGACCGUGUUAUCGCUGUGUUUUUCCUCGUCCACCGGCCCCGGAAACAGUACGAGGGUGUAGCGAAAUAGGCAUCCUUGGACCUGUGGUUGGGGUUAUAGGGACUUUGAUGGCUGGAGAGGCGAUCAAGAUAAUCACGAGCGGCGGGCAUAUCUCACGUCAACCCAGGGCAGAUCAAUUUGCGAACGACACGAAAGCUUCCGUCGAGACGCCGACGCAGAAGAAACAACAUACAAUGCUCCUGUACAACACCUACGCCUCCGACCCACGAAGUAUGUUCCGCACGAUCGGUUUGCGAGGCCGCCGCAAGGAUUGUGUAGCAUGCGGCGAUGACCAGACUCUAGCAACCAAAAAUGUGACGAAAGUCUCGGCAGAGGUGAUCUCACAUGGCAGACUCGACUACCAGGCGUUUUGUGGCGUCUUCGAAGAUGUUAAACUUCUCGACGAGGACAAUAGGAUUCACGCUGGAGACUUCCUCCGGAAGCAGGUCGAGGAGGAAACACAGCCAGACAGAAGUGGUAAGCAGCAAAGCAAGCCUAUUGUGGUGGACGUUCGCGAAGAGCAUGAAUACGAGCUUGGUCCAAAAGUUCGGGGCAGCUUAAAUAUCCCAAUCUCGCAUAUUCUGAGGCACGGAAGCGAAGCCUUUGGUGUCCUUGGGGUGAAUCCGGGGGCUAGGGCACCUCCCAUGGGACCAGAUGGAGGUAUGAUCGAUCAGGAAUCGCAUAUCCCUGUGAUUACGAGACAUGACAGCUACCCCACGAAGCCGAGUGGCCACUCGGACCAAAUGCCCCCAGGCCCAGCAAGAGAGACACAAGACAGCGUGAGUGAAGAGCAGUAUUCAUCGGUGUACUUUGUCUGCCAGCGCGGGAACGACAGCCAAAUCGCUGCGCAGAAACUGAUAGAAAAAAUCGAGGCUGAUGCGGCAGCAGAACAAGAAGCCGUGCGGAAAAAGAAGUGGGGAUGGAUCGGAGAUGUCAAGGGUGGUAUUAUCGCUAUGGAAAGACACGCAAGGACAAGCAUGUAG
Messenger RNA from Fonsecaea monophora, 3033 nucleotides. RefSeq lists its product as hypothetical. The record is from RefSeq and is a predicted model, not a curated record. Gene Ontology annotation, biological process: glycerol-3-phosphate catabolic process; carbohydrate metabolic process. Gene Ontology annotation, molecular function: NAD binding; glycerol-3-phosphate dehydrogenase [NAD(P)+] activity; ubiquitin-like modifier activating enzyme activity. The transcript has 3 exons. Bases 1 to 3033 code for a protein of 1010 amino acids. Gene Ontology annotation, cellular component: cytosol; nucleus; glycerol-3-phosphate dehydrogenase (FAD) complex. NCBI's taxonomy places the organism in Eukaryota, Fungi, Ascomycota, Eurotiomycetes, Chaetothyriales, Herpotrichiellaceae.